AUGCACGCCCACAGCCUGCCGUUGUUCCUCCUGCACGCCUGGUGGGCUCUCCACCAGGCGGGCGCCACGAUGGUAGCCCCGGUGCCCCCUCGAACGUGGGGGCAGCCCUCGUCGCCAUCCCCUCUUGCUUAUAUGCUGAGCCUGUACCGCGAACCGCUGCUCCGGGCGGACAUCAUACGUAGCCUGCAGGCGCAAGAUGUGGAGAUGGAUGGGCAGAACUGGACCUUUGCUUUUGACUUCUCCUUCCUGGGCCAAGAAGAGGAUCUGGCAUGGGCCGAGCUCCGGCUGCAGCUGUCCAGCCCUGUGGCCCUUCCUCCUGACGUCCCACUCUCAAUUGAGAUUUUCCACCAGCCAAAGCUGAAUGAGGAUAAGGACACACCCAACUGCCUAGAACGUCUUCGAAUGGACCUGUUCACUGUCACUCUGUCCCAGGUUACCUUUUCCUCGGGCAGCAUGGUCCUAGAGGUGACCAGGCCACUCUCCAAGUGGCUGAAGCACCCUGGGGAGCUGAGGGAGCAGAUGUCCAGUUUGGCUGGAGAGUGUUGGCGGCAGCCUCCCACACCACCUGUCACCAGUGUGCUCCUCAUGCUCUAUUCCAACCUCUCCCCGGAGCGGAGGCGGCUGGGGGGCUCCACUCUAUUGUGGGAAGCUGAGAGCUCCUGGCGGGUCCAGGAGGGACAGCUCUCCCGGGAGAGGGGCAGGAGGCACCGUCGAUAUCACUUGCAGGACAGAAACCAACUGUGUCGGAAGGUCAAGUUCCAGGUGGACUUCAACCUGAUCGGAUGGGGCUCCUGGAUCAUCUACCCCAAGCAGUACAAUGCCUAUCGCUGUGAGGGCGAGUGUCCUAACCCCGUGGGGGAAGAGUUCCAUCCAACCAACCACGCAUACAUCCAGAGUCUGCUGAAACGGUACCAACCCCACCGAGUCCCUUCCACCUGCUGUGCCCCAGUGAAGACCAAGCCCUUGAGUAUGCUGUACGUGGACAAUGGCCGAGUCCUUCUAGACCAUCAUAAAGAUAUGAUUGUAGAAGAAUGUGGGUGUCUUUGAGGAGCUCCUGCAGGUGUGUUGGAUUUGCCUGUACCCUGGAAGGUUGGGAAGCUCCUAGAAGACAUGAUAACCAUCUAAUACAAUGAGGAGAAACAAAGAGGGGGGAAAAGUUCCUCUGUCCACCAGACCUAAGGAGGAAGGGCUGCCACCCUGUCCUUGAAGGCUCUGUGGGGUCUGGUUGAGCACAGAGGAGAGGGAGGAGGAAGCCUGUGAAGCAGGCUUGCUGAGUUUUCUCUUUGCUGAACAGACAGUAGCACGUGAAAGCACUAGUGCAAGAGUCCUUUAGCUGACUUUUUUCAACCCAUGAUCCCCUGGAAAUUGUAUGCAAGAGCUGGAGCAUAUGUGCAUUUAUUUUUGAGGUGGGACAAGUUUGUAUUUAACUUUCGUGUAUUCUCAAAAGUGGCCUUUGACAUACACCCACCCACACCCUUGCCGCCUGAAGAUUAAGUAUCGCUAUGUAAAAUUAAAAACAGUCCACUGGCUUUGGUUGCCUCAGGCUGGGUCAGGGAGCCCCCGCAGAGUGGCUCUCUGCUAAUGAGUUGUACAUACAAUAAAGCCAUUGUAUAGUUCUCCUAGGCCAGCUGGUGCCUUUGAAGGGCGAGGCAGGA
Balaenoptera acutorostrata (minke whale) is the source of this 1655-nucleotide messenger RNA. It is a transcript of the gene NODAL, whose product is annotated as nodal growth differentiation factor. The transcript has 3 exons. Gene Ontology annotation, biological process: SMAD protein signal transduction; BMP signaling pathway. Gene Ontology annotation, cellular component: extracellular region. Gene Ontology annotation, molecular function: growth factor activity; cytokine activity; type I activin receptor binding. Lineage: Eukaryota; Metazoa; Chordata; Mammalia; Artiodactyla; Balaenopteridae. The record is from RefSeq and is a predicted model, not a curated record. Bases 1 to 1047 code for a protein of 348 amino acids.